Messenger RNA from Canis lupus familiaris (dog), 3945 nucleotides. It is a transcript of the gene ACVRL1, whose product is annotated as activin A receptor like type 1. Lineage: Eukaryota; Metazoa; Chordata; Mammalia; Carnivora; Canidae. Gene Ontology annotation, biological process: transforming growth factor beta receptor signaling pathway; protein phosphorylation; angiogenesis. The record is from RefSeq and is a predicted model, not a curated record. Gene Ontology annotation, molecular function: ATP binding; transforming growth factor beta receptor activity, type I; SMAD binding. Bases 148 to 1719 code for a protein of 523 amino acids. Gene Ontology annotation, cellular component: BMP receptor complex; plasma membrane. The transcript is spliced from 10 exons.
ACUUAGCACCGUGUAGGACACAUUUCUCAAGCGGUGGGACCCUUGCAAACUGAUGAGAAUUACCUGGAGAACUUUUUAAAAGGCAUGAUUCUUGCUGGUCCCAGGUGGACUGAAAUGAGAAUUUGGAAGGAGGGGUGAGACCAAAGAAUGUGCAUGUUUAACCAAGUGCUUCAGGGGCUCCUGAUGCAUUAUGAAGUAGGGACCAUGACCUUGGACCUGCCCAGGAGAGGCCUUCUGAUGCUACUGAUGGCCUGGGGCCUGACCCAGGGCAACCCGGUGAAGCCCUCUCGGGGCCCGCUGCUGACCUGCACGUGUGAGAGCCCACACUGCAGGGGGCCUACCUGCCAGGGGACCUGGUGCACGGUGGUGCUGGUGCGGGAGGAGGGCCGACACCCCCAGGAGCAUCGGGGCUGCGGGAACCUGAACGAGGAGCUGUGCCGGGGGCGCCCCACCGAGUUCGUGAACCACUACUGCUGCUACAGCCCCCUCUGCAACCACAACGUGUCCCUGGUGCUGGAGGCCACCCAAAUUCCUCCGGAGCAGCCGAAAGUAGAUGGCCAGCUGCCUCUGAUCCUGGGCCCUGUGCUGGCCGUGGUGGCCCUGGUGGCCCUGGGUGCCCUGGGCCUGUGGCAUGUCCGGCGGAGGCAGGAGAAGCAGCGGGGCCUACGCAGCGAGCUGGGCGAGUCCAGCCUCAUCCUGAAGUCGUCGGAGCAGGGGGACAGCAUGCUGGGGGAUCUCCUGGACAGCGACUGUACCACAGGCAGUGGCUCAGGACUCCCCUUCCUGGUGCAGAGGACAGUGGCACGGCAGGUGGCCCUGGUGGAGUGUGUAGGCAAGGGCCGCUAUGGCGAGGUGUGGCGCGGCCUGUGGCACGGCGAGAGCGUGGCCGUCAAGAUCUUCUCUUCGAGGGACGAACAGUCCUGGUUCCGGGAGACCGAGAUCUACAAUACAGUGCUGCUCAGACACGACAACAUCCUAGGCUUCAUCGCCUCGGACAUGACGUCCCGCAACUCGAGCACGCAGCUGUGGCUCAUCACGCACUACCACGAGCACGGCUCGCUCUACGACUUCCUGCAGAGGCAGACGCUGGAGCCCCAGCUGGCCCUGAAGCUGGCUGUGUCCGCCGCCUGCGGCCUGGCCCACCUGCACGUGGAGAUCUUCGGCACCCAGGGCAAGCCGGCCAUCGCCCACCGGGACCUCAAAAGCCGCAACGUGCUGGUCAAGAGCAACCUGCAGUGCUGCAUCGCCGACCUGGGCCUGGCUGUGAUGCACUCCCAGGGUAGCGAUUACCUGGACAUCGGCAACAACCCGCGAGUGGGCACCAAGCGGUACAUGGCCCCCGAGGUGCUGGAAGAGCAGAUCCGCACCGACUGCUUCGAGUCCUACAAGUGGACGGACAUCUGGGCCUUUGGUCUGGUGCUGUGGGAGAUUGCCCGUCGGACCAUUGUCAACGGCAUCGUGGAGGACUACAGGCCACCCUUCUAUGACGUGGUGCCCAAUGAUCCCAGCUUCGAGGACAUGAAGAAGGUGGUGUGUGUUGAUCAGCAGACUCCCACCAUCCCCAACCGGCUGGCCGCAGACCCGGUCCUCUCCGGCCUGGCUCAGAUGAUGCGGGAGUGCUGGUACCCCAACCCCUCUGCCCGCCUCACUGCGCUGCGGAUCAAGAAGACACUACAGAAACUGAGCAACGGUCUCGAGAAGUCCAAAGUGAUUCACUAGCCCCAGGCCUGAAGCCGGACUCCCCUCUGCCUGCAGAGCGCGCGUGGGGUGGGCGGCAGACGUGGCCUAUCUGGGUAGAGGUAGUGUGAGUAUGUGUGCUGGGGAGGAGGGUGCCCCUCUUUGGGCGGCCCUGCCUGCCCCGCCGGCUCAUCCAGCCAAAAAUACAGCUGGGCUGAAACCCGAUCCCCCGCCGUCUGGCCUGCUCAAAGCAGCAGGCUCCCUGACGCCUGGCUCCCUCCCCACCCUCAUGCCCUGGGCGCAGCCCCUACCACCCCCAGGACAGGAUGCAAAGAGGCCCCGGAGCCAGGGUGGCCGGGCCAGGGAAUCCCAGUCCUGGGCCCAGAGCCCAGGCCUGCACUUUACCCCCUGCCCUCGGUCAACCUCACGGCCCCACCGGAGCUGCCAGGGUGACACAGGGCCCUGUCUAGCCUUUGGUGGACAGCCUGCCUCUGGCAUAAGCCCUACACCCAGGGCCCAUCAUUUUCUCUCUGUGGGUUUGUAUCUCAGCUCCAUGAGGCCUACGGCCUCUGUCUUCUGGGUGAGCUGAGUGCCAGCUGCCUGGGAGAGCUGGGGCCUGAUCCUGGGCCCCUUCCCCACCCCUGUGCUAGCUCACUUAUUACAGCAUUAAGCCCAAGGAGUCCUGCUGCAGGUGUGGCAGGGUCAGAGGGCAGUGGGGCAGGUAGUAGGUCAGAUGGAGGAGGCCCAGGACUUUCAGAACCAGAGAGACGUUGAAGCCGAGCAGACCUGGGGAAUGGCUCCGCUGGGAGUCAGGAGACCCAGGUCCUGGUCCUGGGCAAUUGCCCUAGGUGAUGAGAAAGAGGCCUUCACUCUGGAGGACCUUUGUUUCCUCAUCUACAUAUUGAGAUACAGUCCUGAUGCCCUUUGAGGUUUUUUUCAGCUCUAAUUGUCUUUGAAAUUUCAGCCCAUGUCAGAGAUCCAUUCAUCUGGCCCUUGGGCUCCUUUUGCCCCAGCCCCUGGCAAUUUGCCCCAAGGUGGGGAUUUGAAAGUACCUUUAUCUGAGGCCAGGAGUGCCUGAAAGGCCUCGUAGACAGAUUCUACAAGCUCUAGUUCCUGCCUUAGUUCAAACCAGCAGCCAUCCUUGGAUUCAGACAGCCAUGGGCCUUUUGGCAGGCCAACCAGCCACUCACCCCACUCCGUGGCUUAGCGUUCUCCAUCCAGGACUGAGUAGGGCUAAGGGCCUCCCUUCCCACAGGGCCUCCAAGGCUCAGAAGAAAUUUGGCUCCAGCCAGCAAGCCUCCAGCGCCCAGGUUCCUGCUCUCCACUGGCCCCUGGCCCAGGCCCACAGCCUUGGCCAGGCCCCAGACAGUGUGUGUCUAGGAAGAACCUGGUGGCGGUGAAGAAACACACGGGAAGUUCAGCAUUUGGCAAUGUCAAGGGUGUAUGUCCAUGCAAUGAAGACGUUACCCCAAACCCCGGGCGGGUGGAUGGACUGGAGGUCGGUGGAUCGGAGGUCGAGCCUGAGGGUUGGGGGACGGGGAGGGGGGAAGGGGGGGCUCAGGCCAGGGACACGUGCAGUCAGUCCCAAGCUCUGGAAGACCUGGCAUGUCAGCCCUUGGGGCAGGGUUGGAGAAGAACCCUCAGUUCUCCCCUGGAGGUGACAAACACAGCCUCCUCCCCUCCUGCGUAAAUGACCCAGCACAGCCUCCCCAGGCGGCUUGCUUGCCCCGCUUCCGCCCUGGGGGCACUUUCCCAGGCCUAUCUCCCCUGGUUGUGCAAGGCGCCCAGGAGAACCAGGAAGUGAAACUGGGUGAAAACAAAAAAGUGAGAGGGGCCUGCUGGGUCCUCAGAUGAGCUGGGGGGGGGGGGGGGGCGCUUUCACAUCCUCCCGACACUGGAACCCACCCAGCCCAGGAGCCAGAAACCCCCUCUCCCACCUCCACCCGCCCCCCACCGUCGUGCCAGAUUUUCUCUGGCAAAGCUCUCCUGGGAGGACUCCACAGCCAGAAUCCGAAGGCCUGGAGGCUGGAAAACCCCCGAGGGGGAGAAGGUCUGAGGUCAGGGGCCGCAGCGCUGGGUGAGCCUGGCUGGUGGCUCUGGUGGCUCUAGUGGCUCGGGAGGGGAGGAAGCCCCGGGAGCUCCUGUGUGGGCGCAGGCAGGUGUGCCCGGGCCCAAAUGCAGCCUCUUACCUGGAGGUACUGGCCGUGGGCGCGCUUAGCUCGUGCUUAGCACCUAGUAGGUCCUCAAUAAAGCACGGUUGCAUCUCGA